AUGUUGUACAAGUACAUGCCAGUUGCAACUGUUGCAUUGUGCCAGGUGCAUACACAAAGCGCCAUCUAUCGUAUCGAGACCGGUUAUGGCGGUUUGUGCAAACACGUCUGUGUUAGUUUCGACGUGUUUUACAACUAUUUACUGUGGAUACCAUUUUUUCAUUAUGUUGCUGACUGUAAAUUAAUUAUCUCCAGGAUGCAUUCUAAUGGACACCCCUACCUAGUUGAAAGCCAGAGAAAGUUGGUCACAUUGUAUGAGAGUAUGUAUAAUACCAGCAAAGAAAGAUGCCCAGCAGCAUUUGGACAGAAAAGGACAUCCAUGGUAGAAAACAUAUAUGUAGCCAGCCCGAUAGCACAGCUGUAUGCAGAAAAAUUGGCUCAGCCACCUCCUACUGUAAUAUCUCCUGCACCUAGGAUACUUAAGGUGCCUGUACCGCAAAGCACUCCUCUGGUAAACACGCAUAGGGCUGAGACACAGGUGUUUAUCAACAGACCACACAGUAUUGGAGCAGAUCCUGCCAGUGUUACUACAUAUUAUGAUCCGAGCACAAUUCAACCAUCCUUAAACAGAAGUACAUCUUUUGUUCACAGCAGCAGUGUCAGUGCCAUCCCAGGUCCUUCACUUAACUCCUCUGGCAGCUCUGUGGGAGAUUUCCGUCAAGAUUCCCAUUCACAUGAGUCUGUUUCACAUUUUCGUGCACAAUCUCACACAGUUUCAUCACCUGUCUACCAGAAUGCAUAUCUCCCAGACAGUUGUGAUAGCGCAACCCCACCUGGAUCCCCUAGAAAACAUGUGCCAUUGAAAAGUCUGACCCCUGAGUUUGUGGCCAUCAGGGAUGAGCAGGUGGUUGUCUGUAGAAUGCCAGACAGAAGAGAUACCUCUCUGGAUGUCAGUGCUGAAAAUCACUAUCCUGAAUACACAAGUCCUUUGUCUUGUUACAGUAAAAGACCUUGCAGGUUGAUUCAAGAGUUGGACAAAGUUAAAGAGUUGUCGAAAAAUGAAGAACUGGAGGGAAGAGAAAGCCCAGAUGAAAGUGGUGUAAAAAAGGCUGGUAGUGGUCGAUAUUCUUAUGAGAGUAGUAAAGUGAGUCAGGUAUCCCAAGCUGACAGACUGAAUAAUGUAGACAUGGACAGCGAGGUAUUGGAUCUUCAGGCACCUGAGGAAGGUUCUGAUGUUUCUGAUGGUAUAGAAGAUGAAAUUGAUGAGCUUAAACCUUACACAGACGAAAAUGGUGAAAGACAGUGCAGUUCUCCUGAGACUUUUGAGAGAUUAUCACUACAUAAAGAGAGUUCAGAAAUAGAAGAUAUUGGUGCUGAAGAUGUUGUACAAUCUAAAAGCAGCACUUCUGUAAGGAACCCAAGUUGUGACAGUCAUGAAGAUGAUGAGGUGGACAAGCAAAGGACACAGAAUGAUGCCGAAACCUUUUCCACCUCAGAGUCAGAAACUGAUUUAAGUGACUCAAACAAUGGUGGCACUUUUGAGGAAGAUGCCAAGGAAGAUAUGGUGGAUGAGGUUGAUUUAUUGACUGGACUUACAGAUUCAAAUCCAAAAAAGACCACGUCCAGACGGUCUACGCCAGAAGUAGAUAUGGAUACAUAUACAAAAAGGGACAGUGAUUUUAAAGAGGAAACUUCUAAAAAUCGAUCUCAAAUAAAAAGGACUAAGCAACCCUUUAGUAAAAAGCAUGUUUCUCCAAUAGCAGAGACUCAUUCUGAUACUGAGAGUCCUAAAAGACCUCAACAAAACUGGGCCCAGUCCUUCUCCCGGAAGAAGAGAUCCAGUGCAUCCUCUGAGAUGAAUAUUGACACUGAUACACCCAGCAGCAGGAACCAAGGCAACACAAUCAAGAAGAAUGCUGUGCAGCUUGAUCACAAAAAAGCAAAGAAAUCAGAGGCUGGGCAUAAAUUUUCACAAAAGAAGACGCAAGAAGCGCCUGCUGUGACACCACGAUCUUCAAGAUCUAACACUCUGCAUGAAACACCCACAACCUCCAUGCCAAAAGAGAAAGUAAAGGAGUAUGUGCUCACCGAGUGGAUCAUCAGACCCAUAAAUUCCUGUAAAGGUGUAUUUGUAGAAGGGAAAGUGGAAGGUAGAGAAGAUGACUUUUGGCACAGCACUGCCAUAGUAAAACGUUUGAGCAACUCUCGAGUUCAGUCCAACACUGGGUCCCAAUAUGUACUGGUGGGUCCCAUAGACAGGGAAUACACUCUGGAUGCAGGCUUCUCCCGGAAGACAGUGAAUGCAUUUAAAAAAGGUUUUCCCUCUGAGUGGAGGGAGGUGAUCAGCAAGCACUUUGAAGAGGAAGACAGAAGCAAAAGUUCAAAGAAACCUGAAAAAUUUCAAGAGAUUAAGUCUACCCCAAAAAACAGCAAAAAAACCCAGAAAAACAAAAGUCAUUCAUUAUUAUCAGAUUCAUCUGACAUUAAUGUCAAAGAUUUGCCACGCACGCGCAGCGGACGUCGUGUGUUUCCUCAGUUAGCAUGGUGGGCUUGUCAGCGCGUGAAGAGUUUUCCCCAGGCAGACUUAGACUUAGUGGAGGUCACGCCCCCUUCAGCUGCCAUGAACACCAGUAUCAGCAGUUCUAGACAUGUGAACAUUAAGACUGAUGAAAGAUCUCUUAGAUUAAAGGAGCUGAUGAAGAAGAGAUUGUUGGAAAAGGGGAAAAAACAUAAAGAAGAUCCCAGUACUACAGUCAGCGACUCAGAAGAAAGCUUUUCCAGACUAGCUGAUGUGGUGACAGAUGAGGCGUCAGAGGGUUCAAGGAAGGUCAGAGGUCAAGUCAUGGUCAAGGAAAAGAGCAUGGAUCAAGAGUCCCCAAAAAAUGAAAAUGUAAGGAAACAAUUGAAAGAAAAAGAGUUUUUUUGGAAAAAAAAUCAUCAAAAGUGAAAGCUACAAAAAGCAGCACAGUAACAACAAAAGAUAAAGACAUUGAUCUUGAAAUGGUGUCUGAUGCCGACACCAUGUCCAGUGAAGUAUUUACA
Molecule: messenger RNA, 2981 nt
Organism: Lingula anatina
Lineage: Eukaryota; Metazoa; Brachiopoda; Lingulata; Lingulida; Lingulidae
Cellular component (GO): chromosome, centromeric region
Source: RefSeq, a predicted model, not a curated record